This is a messenger RNA of Magallana angulata, 2917 nucleotides long. RefSeq lists its product as uncharacterized. Gene Ontology annotation, molecular function: nucleic acid binding. Lineage: Eukaryota; Metazoa; Mollusca; Bivalvia; Ostreida; Ostreidae. The transcript is spliced from 2 exons. The record is from RefSeq and is a predicted model, not a curated record. Gene Ontology annotation, biological process: DNA integration. Bases 118 to 2475 code for a protein of 785 amino acids.
AAAUCAUUUCCUAUAGAUGACCUAGGAAGCGAUUUGAAGGAACUAAAUCAUUGUGCAGACAUAUGCAACUUACCUGUACAACACAGUUUAGGAAUACAGUGGGACUUAAACUGUGAUAUGUUUGUGUUCAAAAUCUCUAAUGCUGAAAAACCUUACACCCGCAGAGGCCUUCUAUCGACAAUGAACAGUAUCUUUGAUCCAAUGGGAUUUAUUUCUCCAGUCACUAUCAGUGGAAAAAUUCUACACCGUGAACUUGUAUCUCCUGGAUGUCACUGGGAUGAACCACUUACGGAGGAACAUUUGAGAAGAUGGCGAAUCUGGAUUGAUUCAUUACAAUCUGUUAAUAACUUCAGAGUUCCCCGAAUGAUUGUAGCCACUUCCAUUUCUUUGGCUCAUCAAGUGGAUGUUCAUGUCUUUUCAGACGCGUCAGAACAUGCGAUAGCUGCGGUGGCAUAUCUUCAAGUGACAGAUGAAUUUGGAGAAACUUCUCUUGGAUUUCUAAUGGGAAAAGCUAAACUGGCACCUCUGAAAGGUCACACAAUACCGAGACUCGAACUGUGCGCAGCAGUUCUCGCCACAGAGUUAGGAGAAGCAGUUUGUGACUACUUGAAGAUUCCUCAAGAUCGAUUUCAUUACUAUACUGACAGUAGAAUCGUCUUGGGUUACAUUUGUAACAAAACCCGUAGAUUUUUUGUGUAUGUUACAAACCGUGUGGAAAAAAUUCACAAAGUCUCGACUCCGUCUCAGUGGUCUUACGUCUCAACUGACAAAAAUCCAGCUGAUGUUGCAACAAGAUAUUCACAUACAGCAAUUACCACAUCUAUACAGCGCUGGAUAACUGGACCUCAAUGGUUGAAAAAUUCUUCGGAUUUGAUCAAAACUGUCUAUCCUCUCAUCAAUCCUGAAACUGACACAGAAAUCCGCCAAGAUGUUAUUUCUAGCAAAACUCAAAUUACAACUGAGAUCGUCUUUGACUCCCGUCGUUUUGCUAAGUUCUCAACCUGGAAAAAUCUCGUUGUGGCCUUUAAGACUUUGAAACGUUUUGUCAGAGAUAAAUUUCAAGUGAGCAGUGAAAGUGAAGACGAACCAGAUAUCUACAGAGAAACCGAAAUGUUCAUCAUUAAACAAAUUCAACAGGAGUCGUACAGUAAGGAAAUAGAAAACCUGAAUAGUGGCCAACCAAUUCCCAGAAACAGCAAAGUGUCACGACUUGACCCAUUCCUUGAUUCAUUCGGAGUUCUGCGUGUUGGAGGGAGACUUAAACUAAGUCCUGAAUUAUCUCUGGGAGAGAAGAAUCCAAUCCUCAUUCCAAAUCAAAACUACAUAGCAAAACUUCUCGUACUCCACUUCCAUGAAGUUAUUCGUCAUCAAGGACGCCAUCUAACCGCAGGGGCCAUCAGAGCAGCAGGAUAUUGGAUAACGGGCUGUAAAAGACUUGUGUAUUCCAUUCUAUCCGAUUGUGUAAAGUGUCGUCGACUUCGUGGCAGCCUUGCUUCACAAAAGAUGGCAGACCUACCUGAGGAACGACUUACCCCUUGUCCUCCAUUUACCUACGUUGGUGUCGACUGUUUUGGACCUUGGGAUGUUGUCACGCGUCGAACACGUGGUGGUUCUGCGAACUCUAAACGAUGGGCCGUAUUGUUUGCGUGUUUAUCAUGCCGUGGUGUCCACAUAGAAGUAAUUGAGGAGAUGACUACUUCGUCAUUCAUCAACGCCUUACGUCGCUUUACAUCUAUUAGAGGAAAAGUGAAAGAGUUUUAUUCAGACAGAGGGACUAAUUUCAUUGGUGGAACUCGUGAACUUGGAAUAAAUGCUGUUUUUGUAGAAGACCCCUCGAUUAAAUCCUUCUUACAGUUGCAAGGAGCAGUUUGGAAAUUUAACACUUCGUUCUCUUCUCACAUGGGAGGCGCUUGGGAGCGCUUAAUUGGUGUAAUCAGACGAAUCAUUGAUUCAAUCUUACUGGAUUCUAAGCACACAAGAAUUACCCAUGAAGUCCUUAGCACGUUUAUGGCUGAAGCGACAGCGAUAGUCAACGCCCGUCCACUGGUACCUGUAUCCACCGACCCUGAAGCACCUUGCGUUUUGUCUCCAGCUGUUUUACUUACUCAAAAAACCGUUGAUUCAAACGAGGAUUUUAAAAAUCUCAGUGUCAGCGAAGUUUAUAACAUUCAGUGGAAAUUUGUUCAGUCUCUAGCGGAGAAAUUUUGGUGUCGUUGGAAAAAUGAAUACCUGCAGAGUCUACAAGUGCGACGAAAAUGGAAAGACACUCGAGAUAACAUCCAAGUUGGUGAUGUCGUUCUUUUGAAGGACAGUGAUGCACAUCGCAACCAUUGGCCGACAGGACUUGUUGAAAGAGUGUUUCCUAGCAAAGAUGGACUUGUGCGCAAACUUGAAGUUCGUGUUAUCAAAGAUGGACAGUCGAGUAUAUAUGUACGUCCAAUUUCUGAAAUUAUAUUUUUGUGCCAUUCCAUUUAAUGCUUAUUGUGUUGUGACAAUUUACAAAAAAGUUUCAUGAACAACUUUUUGUGAACAGAGUACGGUUUAUGCAUUUAAGUGAUAUUUUCAUAUCAGACGGGGAGUGUGCUGUCUAUAGUUUAAAAUUUAAAUUCUUCAGAAAUAUUUUUGUACAAGUUAACCACUCUGAGUUUAGUAUAUCCGGUAAUCCUUUUUGGUACAAGUUAACUACAACGUAUAUCUGGUCAAUCACUCACUUCCUGUCAGCCUUACUGACCAGUCCGGUCUCACUUUGUCUAUCGGCUUCAAUCUUGUUAGAUGCGUGCCUCGAGCCACUAAUUUUUUACCAAUAUUAUUCACGACGGCAACGUUUUCCACACAAAAUAAACUAUGAAACCCGUGUGACUUUUGUUUGCGUUGUGCGUUGUGCAAGGUUAGCUAUCUGCCUGCACCAGGCAGAAUA